AUGUACAACGGGAUUGGGUUACAGACGCCAAGGGGUUCUGGAACAAAUGGCUAUGUUCAAACCAGCAAGUUUUUGAUUAGGGGGAAGACGUCGAAAGUGGUUGUGGAUAGAAACUUGAGGUUUGGCCCUGAUCAGGGUAUGGGUUGUAUUGGCAAGAAGGCGAAUAAAGAGAUCUUGGAGCAUGAUCAAAAGCGCCAAAUUGAGCUUAAGGUUGUGAUCUUGGAGGACAAGCUAAGUGAACAAGGCUACAAUGAUGCUGAUAUUGUUGACAAGUGUGAGGAUUUUCGACAUAAGCUAGAAGCUGAGGCUUCUGCUAUGGCUGAGGAUGGUUAUGGCGGUGGCUUUAUUGUUUCUGAUAAGAAGUAA
Messenger RNA from Chenopodium quinoa (quinoa), 366 nucleotides. RefSeq names its product pre-mRNA-splicing factor CWC21-like. NCBI's taxonomy places the organism in Eukaryota, Viridiplantae, Streptophyta, Magnoliopsida, Caryophyllales, Amaranthaceae. The transcript has a single exon. The coding region runs from base 1 to 366 and encodes 121 amino acids. The record is from RefSeq and is a predicted model, not a curated record.